UGUUUCAUGUUUCCAUAUUUAUAAAAUAAUUAUUUACAUAAAACUGGUAGUGAUUUUUUUUUACAACUUGCAGCUCGCGGCAUGGAUGUAAAGAAUAUCAAACUUCCAAAAACAGAUCAAUUAUAAAUUUAAAUUAUUAUACUCUUCUACUUAUACUUUUCAGCUCCCUUUGAUUAUACAUUUAGGACAAUUCGAAGGUAUGAUUCAAAUAACUGAGAAGGAAUUGUUAGAAUAUCAUGCAAAUAUAUUCAAUCCAUCCAUCCCAAUAUCGGAAAUAACAGACUAUAUAACGAAUAACAAAAAUAUACUACGAAAUCCAAAUAAUUCAGAACCACAAUUCAAACCCAAUUUAUCUAAUCUAACAGUAGAUCCAGAAACACUUGAUGAAUACUUCAAUUCAAAUCGAAAUGAAAUCCUUAAGAAUGAAGAAGUUCAAAGUUUUAUAGAAUCACAACGAAUUCACAAGGCUGAUUUCUUAGCUGAAAUUAAACAUAAAGGUUUAUCACUUAAACAUAAUCCUCCUCAACAAGGUCAAAAAUCAGAAUCUACUAGGAAAGUACUUAAUUAUUAGGUAUAUUGGUAAUAUUAUAGAGCAAUCAAAUGCAUAUUUAUUUAUUUACUUAUUU
Molecule: messenger RNA, 626 nt
Organism: Scheffersomyces coipomensis
Lineage: Eukaryota; Fungi; Ascomycota; Pichiomycetes; Serinales; Debaryomycetaceae
Exons: 1
Coding region: 200-571 (123 amino acids)
Source: RefSeq, a predicted model, not a curated record